Fusarium verticillioides 7600 is the source of this 1466-nucleotide messenger RNA. RefSeq lists its product as hypothetical. The transcript is spliced from 3 exons. The record is from RefSeq and is a predicted model, not a curated record. Gene Ontology annotation, biological process: protein retention in ER lumen; Golgi organization; endoplasmic reticulum to Golgi vesicle-mediated transport. Gene Ontology annotation, cellular component: endoplasmic reticulum; Golgi apparatus; COPII-coated ER to Golgi transport vesicle. Bases 500 to 1111 code for a protein of 203 amino acids. NCBI's taxonomy places the organism in Eukaryota, Fungi, Ascomycota, Sordariomycetes, Hypocreales, Nectriaceae.
CAACGCCAGAUCACACGAAUUUAACGCCGCGCAAUUGGUCCCGCCAUGAUCCAUCUCAUCCCUUUUUGAAGUCGCAAGGACAGAUAAACGACAAACCAAAGGACAGUAAUCUCUACUCCGCAAGCCCUUGCUUGAUCAAGCCACAGCAAGACUCCGCCCGCCCACUUCCCCCCUUUCGGCUUGGGGAUGUGGGAUUGGCUUGUGAAUUUUGGCAAGAAAGUCAAGGUGCAAGCUGGCAGGAACUCAGGAUACAUAUGAGCUCGGCAAAACCGUGGCUGUCCAGACAAGAGCCGCAACAGGAGCAACCCGCAGCUCCUCCAAUUAGCUGCGAAAAGGUGUCAAUUCGUCGAGAUCCAAACUCCAUACUUGACUUAGUGGACACCGGUCAUUAGCUCUAACACGGGAUUCAAUGCUCACGGUCAGAGCACUCUAGCAUCGCAAACACCCACGACACUCCUUUGAAGUUAUAGCGAUCGAUCGGAUCUAUACAUAUCCGAUAAUGUACUUCGUCUCUGCGGCUAAGGCCCUCGUGGCCGCUGCUGUCUUCUCAGCCGUCACUGCUCACAACAUCGUCCUGCCUGCUCAUGGCCGUGAAUGCUUCCACGAGUCCCUACACAAGGACGACACUAUGACUGUCACUUUCCAGGUUGGCGAUCGCGAAUUCGGCAGCGCAGGCAACCUUGACAUUGACUUCUGGAUCACCAACCCCGCUGGUCAAUACGAGACAAACGAGAAAAGUAUCUCCAACGGCGAUUAUUCAUUCACAGCUAAGCAUGAUGGCAAAUACAUAUACUGCUUCGGAAACGAGAACUGGGGCGCCAACACCAAGGAAGUCUCCUUCAACGUCCACGGAAUCGUCUACGUGAGCGAGCACGAAAUGCCUGCCGACCCCCUCGACCGUGAAGUUCGGAAGCUGUCCGAUCUUCUUGCCCAGGUCAAGGACGAACAAGAAUACAUCGUGAUGCGUGAGCGCACCCACCGAAACACCGCCGAGAGCACCAACAGCCGAGUCAAGUGGUGGAACAUGUUCGUCAUUGGAGUUGUCAUUGGUGAAUCUCUUUUCCAGGUCUGGUGGCUGCGACGUUUCUUUGAGGUCAAGCGGGUGGUUUAAGGAGUAGACUUGGGUGCAUGACGGCAUGAUAAAAGACCAACUCACUAAAAUACUUGGAAAUGUCGUUUGCUUGAUGAACCGCAAGUGUGAAGAACGGAUUGGCGCGGCAUUCUAUUGGGAGCAUUUCCGGGAGGAUGAAACAAUCAUACAAAAGAGCAAUUCCAAUUUUGGGCAAAUAUGAUAAUAUGGAGAUUGUGUAAUAUAACAUUUUACGUGGACAAGAGCCUAUGUCGCUUGCAUCUGGAUCAAGGCAGGGCCCCAGGAAGUCUACGUGGCUGCUUUCAUGUUAUUUUACAAAUCAUCUUCGAUAUAUGUACACAGUCUUAAAUUUCAAAUUCAUUUAUUCAACCCGCGU